AUGCAGAUGGUCAAAGGCAACAAUGCUCAAGUGAUUGAAGAUCCUUCUAUGACAAGAAAUCUUGGGAGACAAAGCGUCCAGGCUGGGGAAGUGGUUGUUACUUCUGUUAUUGUUGCUGGAAACCUAAGCUUCCUUUUGGUGAUGAGGGGGAUGAUUAUGAGACUUUGGCAGAAGCUAGUGUUGAGACAACUCCUUCUACCAGAAAGAACAAAAGAAAGGAAGUCGCCCAGGCUUAGGACAGUGUUGUCCAGCCUUAUCCCCAUGGCAAAGAGGCUGAGAAAGAGGGCUAUUAGUGAGUUUGAAGGAAAAGAAGAAGAGCCUGCAGUAGUUCCUACUGAGACCACAAAAACUGAUGAGAAAGAGGUCUUGAACGGAGAAAAAGAAAAGACAAAAGAUGGAGAAGAAGAAGAAGAAAUUCCCGCUGAAAUAAUUGCAGAGAGCAUUGAGUUGGCGAAGAAACAGCAAGAGGCCCAAAUAGCAGAGCCUACCAGUUCAGAAUUGGCUCUUUUCGUUGAUUUGAGAUUCCUUUCCUUCUGGGUGGAGGAGGGCAGAAUUGCUGGGACUUUGGCUGCGGUGACCAGUCCUCUCAAGCCUUCCAUUGUGGCUAUGCCUAUCCACUCCAUUCCUAGUUCACCAGCUACUGCCUCAUUUGCUGAUCCAGAGCUGGCAGAAUUUGAAGCCAUGGAUCUGGAUGCUCAACUGGACAAGCUUGAGCAGCUCAGCCCUAUUCCUGGCAAGGCCAAGUCUAAAGUAGUGGAUGAGGUAGUGGGCAGAGUGAAAAUAUGGCAGUCAACAGAGCUGGACUUGGCUGAGAAUAUGGAAGCCAUAGAUCAACUUAUGAAGGAUCCAGAUCUACUGCACAGGCAGAAUGUGGCUCCUAGGCCCAUUCUUGGGAUUAGUCUUGGCUUGGCAAGAGACGUGCUUAAUCUCCACAGUCGCUAUGAAGACCUCAAGCCCUCGUUCAAAGCUUCUGAAUUCUGCAAAGCUACUCAUGAAGCUAACCUGGCUGAUUAUCAGAAACAAAAGGCAGAAUUGGACACGAUGGUUGCUGAUUACAAGGAAACCAAAACUGCUGCUGAUAAACUAGGAAACUAG
Molecule: messenger RNA, 1095 nt
Organism: Prunus armeniaca (apricot)
Lineage: Eukaryota; Viridiplantae; Streptophyta; Magnoliopsida; Rosales; Rosaceae
Source: the annotation of a GenBank genome assembly